Oncorhynchus kisutch (coho salmon) is the source of this 5072-nucleotide messenger RNA. RefSeq names its product ecto-ADP-ribosyltransferase 5-like. The record is from RefSeq and is a predicted model, not a curated record. Gene Ontology annotation, molecular function: NAD+ poly-ADP-ribosyltransferase activity; NAD+-protein-arginine ADP-ribosyltransferase activity. NCBI's taxonomy places the organism in Eukaryota, Metazoa, Chordata, Actinopteri, Salmoniformes, Salmonidae. The transcript is spliced from 2 exons. The coding region runs from base 1152 to 2129 and encodes 325 amino acids.
UUUCACAGCAAAAUACAUUAAAAUUGAAUGAUUUAAGAAUGAUCAUAGUGGUAACUUUGCUCUCUCACAGAGUACAGUGUAACACUAACUUGUGAGUGAUAAUUAAAAGUGACUAACUAGUGAGAACAGAGAGCAAAAAUACAUUUGAUGGUAGAUAUUACAAAUGUCACAUGUAAUUUAAUUUCUUUUCGAGGUCUUCCAAUUGUACCUCUCAAUAUGAAUGCCUCAGGAACAGGCACAGUAGGACCUGAGCUGUGUUGGAAUACUCAUACUAACCGCACUAACCGUACUAUUUGUGACGGAAAUUGAGUAUGUAGUCUGCUUAUUGGCCAUAGUAUGGAUAUAGUUAGUAUGCCACAGGUUCCCGGAUGUCGUACUACAUUAGUCAAAAUAGGAAGUAUAACAAGCAGUGGACACUAUUUCUGUGCUUUUGGGGCUCAUAAUGCAAUUCUUCAGAAAAUGGGGGUGGCUUCACAACAUUUUCAGAUUUGUAGAAAAUGGCAAAAAUAUGCCGUCCGAUGAGAGCAGACACAAAUGCAUUGCUUUAAGUAAUUAUGACAUAUUUUAAGAAAAUGUUCAGCAAUGUAAUAAUGUAAUGACUUUUCAAAUAAGUGACGUUACACAUUAUGUUGGGUGACAAUUUGUUAGGUACGCUAGCCUUACGAACCGCAUAGCAUAUCAUUGCAGCAGUUGCUUGUAUGUACCGGAAUGUUAGCUGGCUACCUAACGUUAGUUGGCUACUAAUACAUCAAACCACAUUAACUAUAUGCUCUCUAACUAACUACCCAAUAUUUACUGACUUUACUAUUCAGGUCAUUCUUAGGUUAGUUAAGUGGUAUAGUCAUUGUGCGUUCUCGUUGGACAUUGUUAAUGAAGUUGUAAGAUGUCUAGCUAGUCAUUUGUUAGCUAUGCUAACAAGCUAGCAAGAAGUUGCAUAGCAACAGCAGGCAAAGCUCUAGACAGGCAAAGCUCUAGUACACUCUACUGAAAGGAUACUGUUCGUUUACAGUAUACUAAAAUGAAAUUAUAGUAUGUAGUAUGUACUCAUUAAGUAUGUAGUAUACAGUAUGUAAGUAUGAGUAUUCGAACACAGCACUGGUUUCUUGUUGAAACUAACUGUAACCUUUUACUUCCUUCUUCAACGUCACUAGAUGGAAAUCAAUAACAUCGAUAAAAAGAAGACAAUCGUCUUUUCUGUUAUUUUUCUACUUGUUUUGAUGGUAAUCUUAGUUUUAAUCUUCGGCAUUCCCCAUUCAAAGGAUGGAGAAACUGAGAAUGGAGGGAUUCAAGAUGGAGGGAUGCAAGAUGGAGGGAUUCAAGAUGGAGGGAUGCAAGAGAUUCUACCUCUAGACAUGGUCCGUUCUUCUGUUGAUGACAAAUAUGAUGGGUGCAGAGAUUUAAUGUUAUGGGAGGUUGAAAACAUGUACCUCUUCGAUGAGUUAAAAACAAAUCCUCAAUUCAAUACAUCCUGGAACAUAGCAAAACCACACGCUAUACCACAUGGAGACAGUUUGAAUACAGAGCAUUCUAUUGCUAUCUAUUUGUAUACAAAAAACAUACCAGGAUCAAAUUCCAAAUCAAUGUACCUGGACUUUAACAAAGCAGUUCAAGAGGGCCAUUCUGCAUAUAUGACAUCAUCAUUCAAGUACCAUGCACUGCAUUUCUACCUGACUGACGCUGUUCAGAUUCUUAGAGAAAGACAAGAGACAUGUAAGGAAACCUUUCACAGAACCAACAAGAAGUUUGAUAUGAGUGUUCUCAACCACGAGAUCCGUUUCGGCACCUUCGCCACAAGCUCUUUAAGAUCCGACUUAACCAAUUUUGGGAAUGUGUCUUGCUUUGAGAUCCACACUUGCUUUGGUGCUGAGCUAACUUCUUACUCUGCCUUUCCUGAAGAGAGAGAAGUUUUAAUUCCUCCAUAUGAGAUUUUUGAAGUCACCAAAAUCCAGACAAAGUCACCAGUGAAUAACCUGUUGUGUGAAGUCGUCUACACACUAAAGAGCAAGGGAACAGACACUGAUCUGAAUUGCAAAUUGAUUUUGAGUGGAGGAGAAUCAAACAUUAUCAGAGCAUCAGAUACAGGCUACAUAAUACUCUAUAUUAUGUUGAUAACUACUGUAUGUUACUGAUCAUUACCACCACCUCUAACAAUGAGAAGUAGCCUGAUCUGACACAACAGCUGCCCCAGCUUCACAGUGUAGAGAUUCUGGCUGUGUUCCAGGCCAGCUACAUUGCAGACGCAUGCCUAAUCUCACACCUGUAUAGGUCUUUAACAUAUCAACUAACCACAUCAUUUAGCAAUCUGAUGCCCGACUGCACAGUCGAUGAUGUGGCACACAACCAUUGGUUGAUGCAAUGCAUUGUCUGCAAUGUAUUCGACCUGGAAUGCAACCCCUGUUAAUGCUUGUAUUAACCUGCAUUGAUUAAUCGGUUGCAUAUUUUUUUUACUGCUACUGUUUUGAAAUGGUUGAGAUUACAUGUCUGGUCACGUGUAAUAUUUUCUUGACAUUUGCUGGCAUGUACACCGUGACCGCGGCUACCUACAGUACACCUGGCAGCUUUUGAGUUUUGGAAGGGGAGGGAUUUUUCGGCCAUACGUUGCACGCGACUUACAGAGAGAGGGGGAGGGCUACCAAAGAUGAUCGUCCCUGGUUCCACCACUAGUCCAACAUCUCAACCCCCCACAACCAACACUAGUAACUGUCUAGAGGCCAGUGCUCAUGUAAUAAUGAGUUGCCGAGAUGAAGCCAAAGAGAACCAUCCACUAUCAUCACAUCUGAAUGACAUUGUGGUUAACAUGAUAAAGCUUUUUUCACAUUACACCAUUUUCAAAAUCAGCCUUAUGGCUGUACAAAGAAAUGACACGUUAGUACUGGCUUUAAAGCUUGCUUCACAUUACAUGGUUUACAAAAUACUUCAGUUGUAUUACCUUUCACACUAUGCAAGUCUUGACAGGAUUGCAUGUGUCCCAUCAUGUCUAAUCUACAAUGAAUUAUAUCAGACAAACUGACUCAAUUGAACCUAAGGUCAGUUCGUAAUGGGUUGUAAGAAUAACAAGAGUGAGGAGAGAAUACAACUUGGAGAGCUCUGAGGCUGAGUGAGAGGGUUGGGUGAGAGAGCACUGAGAAGGGUUAGUCGUUUUCUGUCUGUGAGGUCACUGGCCAUACGCCUCUCAGAUGAGUGGGAGGAGACAAAACAAAGAUGAUUGAUGCAGCUAUAGUAUCAAACCUAAAUAUCAUGCUAGCCUUUUCAUGGGAGGGAUAUUCUGUCGGUUUCAUUAAGUACGUUGUUCACCUGGAAAAACUGGUUUAAGAGACUCAAACACAACCAACACACAUUGAUAACAUAUAAGAACAAUAUAGGCCAUAGGUUAAUAGAGAGAAAGAACUAUAUGUAGGCUUCUGUCUGGUAUGUUGUUCUACCAUAUGACUAAACACACUGGCCAAGUCCAACUCCCCAUACUAACUAGUAGGCUGAUGGAUAUGAGAAAAUACUAUGUUUUAUAAUAUGUGACAUUUCUAAUAUUGAGUAUGGUUUCAAUGCCAGGUCGUCAUCAUAAUUUCAGUUUUUAAUCUAGUGUUCUUCACUACAUUCUAUUGAGGAAGAGAAUUGUCACUUCAGACCCAGAUGAUAAUCAGCUGAUAAUAAGAUAAGUGGAUAGACAGUAGAAGACACAUUCUCAGUAUGGGUGAACCUAGUAUGUUAAUAUUUGUUGCUUAUUGCAUACAUUUUAUCUAGACUACAUUGUAAAUAGCGUAGUAAUAACCAGACAGAUAACCAUGUAGCGUAAUAUUAAUGUGAGAGAUCCGGCCGGCUCACCAGGCUCCAUUCUAAAUAGUGUGUAGUAUGAUCAGAACACAGUAGUUAUAGUCAGUAGUAGUCAAGACAGAUGUCAGACAUGGCGGUUUGCCUAAGAGGCAGGUUGACAAUAAACAUCAAAUAGUACAACAAUCAAGGAUAUAUUUUAGUCAUUGACCUUUUUUUAAUUGAUCUGAUGAUCAAUAUUCAUAUGAUUGUCUCACACCUGUUAAUGGGCCACACACUUAUUUAGAAGUUGGAUUCUGGUGGAACAAAUGUUUUAAAUAGAUGGUUGACAGGUCCUUCAGUUUAGGUAGGCUGCAGAGACAUGGAGCCUUAUUCACAGUUACCAGAAGAGGGAAGCAUUUCACUUAACCAGCUAAAGGCCUGAUUGACAGAGAAAGUUCAGACUAGGGUUAUUCAAAUCCAGUCUCACACAGUGGGGAUCAGUUCUGUGAUUGCCUAAAUUCAACACAACUGGUCUUCCAGGUAGGUUAAAUUCAAAACAUGAUUUGCCUGGGCCCCUCCAGGACCAGGGUUGCCUACAAGGUGCAGUACUUCCCAACCCUCUCCUCUGGGUUCACCAGACAGGCACACCUGCAUCAAUUAGUAAAGGGUUUGAUGGUUAGUAGACUGAAUCAGGUGUGCCAGAUUAGGACCACUGAAAACCAAACACACACUAAUGUACCCAGAGGCCUUUAGUGAAAAGACACGGUUCAUUCUGGACAGAAGCCGUAAGAGGGCAGUAUUUAACUCCACCAGCUAAAGGGAUGAUUGGCAGACAAAACUCAGACUGGAAAAACCUCUUUCUGUAGUGCUGCAGGUACUGCAGGAUUUUGUCGCAACUACAGACCACACUGAGCUACUUAGCUAAUUGAUCAGUUCAGUGAUUGCCUAAAUUCAACACACCUGGUCUUCCAGGUUAAAUGAAAAACAUGAAGUGCCUGCAGCACUACAGGACCAGGGUUACUUACUUGGUGCAGUACCUCACAACCCCCUCCUCGGAAACGACCAGACUGGCACACCUGCAUCAAUUACACACACACACACACACACACACACACACACACACAGACAAUGCAAAUAAACGAACAGAAAAACAUGUAAAAUGUCUGCCUUCUUCUCCGACGCCAUCUUAGUCAUCUGUCCUGUUAUAAAUGAUACCCACAUUGUUUGCUUAUAUUGUUCAUAUUUCUUCUGCCAGUGAAUUGACAUUUGUUGUCAUGUGCACUGCAGCUUUUGUUAAAACCAAUAAAGAAAAGCAUUCAGCAUUA